UUAUUUCUUCUUCUCACAAAAUCAGAAGCAAAAAGCUGCACCCAACUACUUAAAGAUGGUUUCACUUCUAACGGCGUGUACACAAUCAAUCCAGAUGGUGGUAAACCAAUACGAGUGUUGUGUGACAUGACCACGGACGGUGGAGGCUGGACCGUUUUUCAGAGACGUUUGGACGGCUCUGUUGACUUCUUUCGUGACUGGAAAUCUUACAAAGAGGGGUUCGGAAGUUUAAGCGGCGAGUUCUGGCUCGGAAACGACAAUCUUCACCGUUUGACAGCUGCUGAUGACGUCAUGUUGAGCGUUGAGCUUGAAGAUUUUGAUGGGAGCAUCAAGUACGCUGAAUACACGACUUUUAAGAUAGCAGACGAAGUUGAUAAGUACAGGCUUUUAGUUGAAGGAUACAAGGGCACGGCUGGGGACUCUAUGAAACCACACAAGUAAGAGAGAUAUUCGGUUUGACAGAGAGUGUAUCUAUUAUCAGUCAGGAGAGGGGCACGUUAUGAAUAGCAUUUGAUUGGCACAAACAUUAGAGUAAAGAGAUACUGUCUAUUCUAUUCUAUCAUAUUCUAUCCUAUUUUAUCCUAUUCCAUCAUAUUCAAUUGUGUUCUGAGCUUGUCCUCUUCUUUUCUUAUUUUACCCCGUUAAAUUCUAUUCUAUUUUACUCUAUUUUAUUCGAUUUUAUUCUAUUCAAUUCUAUUCCAUCCGAUCCUAUUAUAUUACAUUUUUUUUGAAGUAUAAUCUUUUCUAUUCUCUCCUAUUCUAUCUUGAUCAACCGUAUUCUAUACUAAUCCCAUUCUUUUCUAUUCCAGGCUUUUUUACUUUUGAUUCAGUCUAAUCUAUCUUAUUCUUUCCUAUUCUAUUCUGUUCUAUCCUAUUACCUUUUAUUCCUUUUUAUUCUGAUCACUUCUACCAUAUUCUUCUUCCUAAUCCUAUUCUUUUGAGUCCUAUCCCAUUCUAACGUAUUACAUCCUUGUCUACUCUGUUUCACCCUUAGAUAUUUAUAUUUCAUUCCUUUCUAUUCUAUACUAUUCUAACCUUUUCUACCGUAUUCCUUUCUAUUCUAUAGUAUUCUUACCUUUUCAUAUUUCUUUCUACUCUAUACUAUUCUUACCUUUUCUUUUAUAUUUCUUUCGAUUCUAUGCAAUUAUAACCUUUUCUAUCAUAUUCCUUUCUAUUCUAUACUCUUGUUACCUUUUCAUAUUUCUUUCUAUUCUAUACUAUUUUUACCUUUUCUUUACAUCGCCCAGAAUUCAGCGACAUAUCCGGGACUUUCAUUGAGACGCUGGCGCUAAAUUUAAAAGCUAAUUAGAAAAUGAUUGUCAAACAAUAAAGGAAAAGGGCUGAAAAUGUCGAGGAAGGCUUACGUUCUCUUCGUUUACGGAUAAACUACUUUUCAAAUGCUACUUUUACCAUAUGGCUUUUAAAGAAGAAAGUUCAAUUGAAUAGUGUAUCAUUCUCACUUUGUUCUUGCGCUUUCAGAAGAGGUCGCAAAUUUGCCUUGAAAAUUGACUAUGUUAGCAUCCUGCUUGUAUGAGAAGUCGAUCUCAGCGCACUUUCAGGCGUAAUUUAUCUUCACUCAAUUGCUAGAUUUCUCUUUUACCAUAUGGUUAUUUUUAUUUGACAUUCUAGAAAGCGUCAUAGAAAUUUUCAAGGGAUUCCAAACUUUGGAAGUAGUCGCAAAACGCGAAUUUCGAAAACGUUUGCUAAGCAUCGUAGUGUUCUAUCCAAAUUUGUCCUUUGGAGACCCCCACGAGAAUACAAGUGACCUAUUUUAAACUUCCCGCGAGAAUAUCAAGGUAUGCUAAGCUCCGCCUCCGCAAACAAUCGCGCACACGCCGCCUAAUUAGUAUUGAAAUUGAGGUGGUAACUAGACAAUGCUUAAAAAACUGUAAAAGCUUUUAAGAUAUGAUCGCUGAGAUCGCUGCAGAAAUAUUCAGCAAUCGUUACUAUCACAUGGAAACCACACUCCUAUUAUUGUCGCAAGAUAGACUCUAGUUCUAUCUCGACGAUCGUCGCACUCACAAGCCGGUUGUCGGAAGCAUCGCUCAUAUUUUUCUCUACCGAUUGAAGCGAUUUUGACGAAGUAGAUUCUUCAUGAUACUUUUUUUCUAAAUUUUUCUUUUUUCUAUUUUCUAUUUUCAUGAUACUAAUUUUUAUAAUUCCGAUAACAUUUUGACCAACGGGAGUCUGUCAGUCCAUAUAAGAAUUCGCUGCAAACGAAUUUGCUAAACGCUUUGUUAAGAGCGUGGCUAUUGUUAAUUAUUGCUAUUGUUCACUUUAUGUCACCUUGGGAUUUACUUUACGCAUCCAACCGUUUGAUUGACAGCAGCUGAAAUCUGCAAAGAGACUCAUGUAUUCCCAAAGCUUUACCUGCUGACCAAUCACAACCGACUAGUUCAGGAUAUGCAAAUUAUUAUGCUGCCCGCUGAUUAAAUGGGCACUGCAAGUACAUGUCGCGAAAGACAAUAGCAUUCUGGGCGAUGUAAUAUUCCUUUCUGUUCUAUACUAUUCUAACCUUUUCUUUUAUAUUCCUUUCUAUUCUAUGCUAUUCUAACCUUUUCAUAUUUCUUUCUAUUCUAUACGAUUCUUACCUUUUCUUUUAUAUUCCUUUCUAUUCUAUACUAUUCUUACCUUUUCAUAUUUAUUUCUAUUCUAUACUAUUCUUACCUUUUUUUAUAUUCCUUUCUAUUCUAUACUAUUCUAACCUUUUCUACCGUAUUCCUUUAUAUUCUAUACUAUUCUUUACCUUUCUUUUAUAUUCCUUUCUUUUCUUUACUAUUCUAACCUUUCUACCGUAUUCCUUUCUAUUCUAUACUCUUCUUACCUUUCAUAUUUCUUUCUAUUCUAUACUACUCUUACCUUUUCUUUUAUAUUCCUUUCUAUUCUAUACUAUUCUUACCUUUUAUACUAGUUUAUCCUAUUGUAUGUUUUCUCUCCUAAUUUUCCCUAUCCUAUGUUAUCCUUUUUUUAUCCUAUCCUAUCCAAUUCUAUGAGGGUUUCAUUGAGGUUGUGGCUUUUACGGAUAAUACGGUAAUACGAUACGGCUAAUCGUUAAUUUCUUUUCAUUUUUGUUAAAAGAAACAUUUUUUCGGCUAACUUUUUUAACGACUGACGGUUAACAUUAGUUGAUUUUGGCGUCAAAAGGCUAAAAUUUUUUGUUGUUUUACGGCUAACAAGUUAACCUCGGCUAGACUUUAUUUUAUGUUAUUCUAUCUCAUCCGAUUUUAUUCUAUCUUAUUCUAUCCAAUUCUUCCCUGCUAUAUCUCAUCCUACUGUGUCCUAUCCUAAACUACUGUAUUUCAUUCUAUCCUAAACUAUUCCACUCUAUGAUUAAUAAAUCUACCUCUUUAUCUCUGUCUCUCUCGCGUCUUUUGAUUCUUUCUUUCAAACAAUUUGUCAAAGUAGUUCCCUUUAGCAGAAUUAGUUUUGUAAGUUUUAGGAGAAAAUCUCUUUCCUCAAUGGCUAAACAGAAAUGAAACAAGGCAACAUAAGUUUUAUUCUUAUUUCAGCCAUAUGCAGUUUUCCACGAAAGAUCAAGAUAAUGAUCUAAAGGUUACAAGCUGUGCCCAACGCUACAAAGGGGCCUGGUGGUAUAAAAGCUGUCAUGAGUCCCACCUAAACGGAUUGUAUUUGAAUGGCCAAAAUUUUCCUGAAGGAAUCAACUGGGUUACUUUCAGGAACAAUUACUACUCACUAAAACGCACUGAGAUGAGAGUAAAAACCAAGGGAUAAGAUGGUUUUUACCGCGGGAUGACCUUAAAACAUGAUCUUAAAGUGCCUAUGACACGAAAUUUUUUUUUGCAUAAAUACUUAGCUUAUCAUAUGUACAAACCAACUCCGAAAGAAGGAAAAUUUCAAAAGACUUAAAACUCGGUUUUUUCGGGCCCUCAAGUGCUCUUUUUUGUCUUAAAAGUGUCCCGUGGAUUGGUAACGAAUUAGCGGGUGAUGACGUAGAAAACUGUGAAAACUCGCAGUUGACACUUACAAAUCUCUCACAUCUCUAGUAAUUUUAUAUCAGUCAGCGUUAAAAUAUUCUUGAAAUACUCUUGAAAUAGUGUCUGAUAGCGAUGUGAAACUACCUUCAGAAAGCUCUACCGAGAGUUGUGACACAUCGUACUCAGGUAGUAGGGAAGGAAUGGAAGUUGCAAGUACGGUUAAGCCCAACGAAGGUGAACCGCGCGUAGCAAAUGAAUUCUCGUUACUGAAUGUUUAGUUUGCUGUGUUUUGUUUUCCAAGGCGAAAUGUGUGUUAAGAAUGGGUAGCUGUGUUCGUUUCUGUUACCAUGACAUUUUAUUCCUUCGCACCACGUGCGGCGAAGGUUCCCCUCGGUAAGUGCUCUAGAUUUUCGCUGCUGUAGAGAAAUUUCCUCUGUAAGCCAAACUUUUGACGAAAGAAUCAGAUGUAUCAAGAGGCACGAUGAUUUUUCACCGAGAAGCUACUGCAAGUUGCUCCUUUCCUCGGAGAUUGCAAAAGCAGAGGCUAUCAUCGAGCCAUUCAAAUCUAACGGAAAACGAGUGAGUUUAUAGUCGCCUGAUUCAAGUUAUCUCAAAUAUGUCUCUCCGUUGGAUACCGCAAUACGUUUUAGCGAUUUAUCCAUUAGAUAGCGUUAUCCACCCUGUAAAUAACUAACCCCGCUCUAUUCGUGGUCUCAAGGGUUUGUCUAUGUCACCAUUAUUAGAUUAGCAUUUAGUUUGUUCUUAAUUUUUAUUUGCAAAUGCUCAUUUCCUUAGGCGGGCGCUAAUGUGGGUUUGAGUGUCAAGUUUCCCUUGUAUGCUUCUAGUUACUUUCAGUUAUAUUUCAUAUUCGUAUUUCUCCGGGGACCUUUGUUCGUGGAGUUAUUUACUUCAUCUAUUCAUUUAGUGUAUGUCACCGAAUUAGAUUUUUAAACAAAGCAUCAAGUUGUGGAUAGGCCUUAACUCACGCACAAGUCUUAAGGAACAAUACCGUAAAUGUGAGAGUUUUUAUAAAUAGAGACAACGAAGAUAGGCAGAGAGCAGACAUCAAAUUUAAAUUUAGCUGAAUCUUCAGUGACAACUUGGAGGGGGGGAGGGGUCUGGGGACUCCACACCUCUCCCUUCCCUCCAUCCCAUCAAACCCGUGAGAAAGUUUACUACAUGUCUUUCACCAAAAUUCUUUGAACGACGGGAUUAUAUAUUACUACUGCUCAACUACAAUCAUUAAGAAUUUAUAUUUCUUAAAAUAUGUCUUAAUGCGUUAAUGACCAAAGUUCUUUUAACGACGGGAUUAUAUAUUACUACCGCUCAACUAGAAGCGUUAAGAAUUUAAAUUUCUUAAAAAAUAUGUGUUAAAAUUAUUUGGGCUCCGGUUUAGACACAACUUUGUGUUUUCUGAAUCAGAGUUGUAACCCUGCCAAUAAAAAUUCCUAGAUCCGCUUUGUAUCUUUUAAGCCCCCAAGACAAUCGUUUACCAUUGGAGCGGGGAUCAGCUCCGCCUCCCUCCUCGCCAGAGUGUAUUCUUGAUUUUGCUUUAAUCUCGUUUACUUUCUUCUUUUACUGACAAAAGCUGUAUGUCUACAUUCUUGAAACAAAAUUAUUGUAUGACCAAUGUUUAAUAAACUUGAAAUACGACCUUCAAAGAUGAAACCCAAAUUUAGCGCAAGUAAACCGUGAUGAUUGUAACAUGGAAUCUCGUAGGAGUAAAAAAAGGUAUGAUAUGAAAAUAAUCCUAAAGUCUUUUAUCUUUUCGCACCUCAACAAUUGGCCGAAGAUUUGAGACGAGUCAGGAGUGGUUUGCUGGCGGUCUGGAACCAGCAGUUGGUGCAAGACCCUCUCGCUGACUCGCACUGCUCAAGGGCUCAUACUUUCCCACUGGCGAAGAAACGCUCUUAUAAAGAGGACCUGAUCGCAGGCUUAGAGUCAAAACAUUAAAAUUAAAUUAAGUUGUCUUGAGGUCUGUGUCUAAAUUUCCGUAAAAACCCAAAUCUAAAAUUUACUAAAUACAAGUGCAAAAAAAAUACAAUAAAAACACUAAAAAACUAAAAACAUAAAAUUGCAACUACCAAAACAUAUUAUUGGAAGCUGCCAACGCCGGCUGUAGGAACACUUUUCAUUUCACACAUGACUCUACAAUGACAAGUUUUGUUUACUUCAUUGUUUUUAUUUUCUAUCCAUUGAAAUUUCAACAAGUUCAAGAUUAAUAAUUAAUACCGUGAAGUUAAAAACCGAAAAAUUGCGAUAAACAUCAAAUACUGAAAGAUGCCGAGGCAUCUAAGUGAGUGAUUUCGAAGUAUGUAUCUGCUUAAACUGCUUCUAGUGUCUUUAACGAUUUCUUUUACAUACGGAGACCCUCGAAUAAUGACAACUGUCUUCCAAGCCAUUAACUUUGCCAGAGAUAUAAGAGGUCGACGCCUUAAUGGAAGUGUUAUAAGACAAAUACAAGUGGACUCAGAGAGUUCUUGCCGACUACAUUGCGUCAAAGAAAGCUCAUGUGUGUCAUACAACUUUGGAUCCACAACAAACAACAAGAAGUUUAAAUGUCAACUAAGCGACUCCGAUCGCUUUGCUAGUUUUAAGAAUUUCACCGAAGACAACAAAUUUCUCUACCGAGGAGUGAAGAUAAGAAACUUUAGAUGUACUUUUUCUAGAAUGAAGCAGGUAAGCAAAUAGAACAAACUCCUUAUAAGCGUAUGCUGACAUGAUGUGUAAACACUUGAGUAUUUCAGGGCUCUAAACAACUUUAGAUUAGAAGACAAAACUCAAACGUCCUCAUUUUUAAUAUGAUAUUUUAUAUGAUAUGAUAUAACGAGUAAAACUAAGACAGCAUAACAAACCUUGUUAUUAAAACCAUAUAUUCUUCAUGUUCUCGUCUCUAAGUGAUUUAUAUUAAGCGCGUAAUUUAAAUUUUCUUCACCGUUUGACGGAUGCUAAUGACGUCAUGCUGAGAGUUGACUUGGAGGACUUUGAGGGGAACAUCACAUACGCCGAGUACAAGACAUUUAAGGUGGCAGACGAGGCUGAUAAGUACAGACUCACUCUCGGAGAAUACAGUGGCACCGCGGGCGAUUCCUUCAUGUAUCAUAGGUAUCGUAAAUAGUCAAGAAAUACAUGGGUGUUGAAUGUGUUUCGUUCUCUCUUUGUCUUGGGCCGAAUCAAUGAUCAACCAAAAACGUUUUCUUAACUCAGUCUUAUCUUCUCUCCUGAUAUUCUUUAAGUUAAAAGUGAAGUCGCCUCUGAGACUGACAGCCAUAGGAAUCGUGGAGGUCAUUGAGCAGAAUUUUUAUUGUUCUCGCGACAUUUACUUGCAGUGGCGAAAAUAUUAUAGAUCUGACACGGUUUUUUUAGAAAUGAGGAAAAAAUUUAAGCGCUUACUGAGAACUGAUUAUAUUCAUAUAUAUAUUAUAUUCUAUCCUAUUGUGCCCUAUCCUAAACUGCUAUAUUCUAUUCUAUCCUAUUUUAUUCUAUUCUACGAUAUUAUAUUAUAAAUCUACAUUUUUAUCUCUGUCUCCCUCGCGUCUCUUAAUUCCUUCUUUAAAGCAACUUGUCAAAGUAGUUACCUUAAGCAGAAUUGGUUUUCUAAGUUUUAAGUGAAAAUUUCAUUCCUCAUUGGCUGAACAGAAAUGAUAGAAGGCAACAUUCUUAAUUCCUUCUUUAAAGCAACUUGUCAAAGUAGUUACCUUAAGCAGAAUUGGUUUUCUAAGUUUUAAGUGAAAAUUUCAUUCCUCAUUGGCUGAACAGAAAUGAUAGAAGGCAACAUUCUUAAUUCCUUCUUUAAAGCAACUUGUCAAAGUAGUUACCUUAAGCAGAAUUGGUUUUCUAAGUUUUAAGUGAAAAUUUCAUUCCUCAUUGGCUGAACAGAAAUGAUAGAAGGCAACAUAAGUUUUAUUCUUAUUUCAGCCAUAUGCAGUUUUCCACAAAAGAUCAAGAUAGUGAUCAAUUUAAAACAAGCUGUGCCCAACGCAGCAAAGGAGCCUGGUGGUAGAGCAGCUGCCAUAAGUCCAAUCUAAACGGAAUGUAUUUCAAUGGCCAACAUGCCUCUCGUGCUGAUGGAGUCAACUGGUUUACUUUCAGAGGCAAACAGUAUUCACUAAAACGCACUGAGAUGAAAGUAAAAGCCAAGGAAUAA
Messenger RNA from Pocillopora meandrina, 8082 nucleotides. NCBI's taxonomy places the organism in Eukaryota, Metazoa, Cnidaria, Anthozoa, Scleractinia, Pocilloporidae. The record is from the annotation of a GenBank genome assembly.